Molecule: messenger RNA, 5088 nt
Organism: Oncorhynchus kisutch (coho salmon)
Lineage: Eukaryota; Metazoa; Chordata; Actinopteri; Salmoniformes; Salmonidae
Exons: 4
Coding region: 845-2110 (421 amino acids)
Biological process (GO): peptidyl-tyrosine dephosphorylation; negative regulation of MAPK cascade
Cellular component (GO): cytoplasm; cytosol
Molecular function (GO): MAP kinase tyrosine phosphatase activity; MAP kinase tyrosine/serine/threonine phosphatase activity; protein tyrosine/threonine phosphatase activity
Source: RefSeq, a predicted model, not a curated record
CCUUUUCCUCUUGGAAUGGAAGGUUUUUGCAAAAAAAAAAUAACAGACGAAACGUUUUGCAACAGAUUCGGCAUAAUGAUUACACCUCAGUAGAAUUCCUAAUCUCGUUAUUGAGGUGAUUUGUCUACGUGAGCUUCCGUACUGUUCAUUCAGCUGAGAGCUGCAAAGAGCGAGUGGAUGGGGGGUUUGUGCCAUCUGGAAUUUCUAUCCAUUUCAUUCUUGUUGUAUGGACAUCUAUGCAAUAGUGUACUGUUUGUCUACAUUAUUUCGAAUGCGCAUUUAUUGUGUAUGUGUCUUUUGCUGAUUGGCAAGCAUUCAUUAAACAGCGACACUGCACCAACCUUUUCUGGCUAGCUAAAUUUGCUAACAGUAGCUAGCUAACUAACGUUAGCAAGCUGUGUGCAUACCAUAGCAGGCAGCAAUAUUAUAAUGCAACACAUUAAUUUAGCAGAAAUAUGCUAUGCUAAAAAUGAUUUGAUUAGGCUCGGUUAGUCAAUGCACGGCUUGGCACACGUCCCCAGGAAUCCUACCGCUAGCUGAUUAACUGGCUGGUAAAAACAGCAGCGAGCCGACGGCCACCACCACAACAUGAGUCAGAUUAACGUUAGAUGUCGGACUCUUUGAAUGCUCUCUCUGCUGCUACUCCUCAUCAUUCAUUUCAGUGGAGAAUCUCUACUAUGACAAUUGAUAUAUUUAGUUACUUAGGCUGUGUUGAUUGAUGGUUACAGAUUGUCAGCAGCCAUUAUUAACACAGAUAUCGGAUAGCUUUGGAAAGCUUUGAAACCCAUGUUGAUCAUCAGAAUCAUCCAUUAAUCUGUCUGUCUUGUUCAUCAGGAGGCAGAAAAUGGAAACCGUGGAAAAAUGGAACAAAUGCCUAAUAUCACCUAAAUUGUUGGAUAGAAAAGUAUUUCCCAAACAAAAUGGCAAGACAGGCAUGAUUGUGAAGCAUCUUCACAACACAUUCAGACUUCAACAUAGUUUACAGAUACAGUCCAUCAGUCGCUCAGAAUGUGCCACUGGCUCCUGUCCAAAUUUGAUGAUGAGUAGGAAUGAGCACCACGAGCCUCGGCCUGUCCCUGUUGCCCUCACCCCCCAGCUUGUCCCAAGGGCCCACCGGCCCCUCUGCCUCUCCGUCUCCUCAGAUAGCAAUGGCCGCUUCAAAGCUCUGGAGACCCAAGAGUGGAAGAACAAUCUCAAAGCCCAGAUGGAGCAGGCCCACAGUGCAGGAGCAGCCAGCAGCACAGGCUCCCUGGAGAGGGCCUCAUUGUUUUGUGCCUCUGGUUCCACCACAGCCUCCAGCUCUGGCCUAUCCAGCCCUGUGGAGAACCUCACCAAGAGCAAGUCCUCCAGCCGCUUCUCCCUAUUUUCCCCUCCCUGGAACAGUAGCUCAGAGUCCGACUCCAACCCCCCCUCCCGCUCCGGCUCCAAGAAGCUGCGUAACUACAGCAUGAGAGCUGCCACAGGUCCGGCCGGGGUGGGGUCAGUGGGCAGGGCGGGUCCACCAGACACCCCAGACACGCCCAAACAGAACGUCCCGGAACACUUCCAGUACUCUGAGCCUGUCAUCUCCAAGGUGACGGACUACAUCUUCGUGGGCAACCUGAACGCAGCGUACAACGGGCGCACGCUGUGUCGCAACAAUAUUGACAGCAUCAUCGACAUGAGCAGCAUGCCAGGGGACUCCGGCCCAAGUCUCAGCCUUAUCCCCUGCACCUGCUCCCGAGGAGCCCGCCACAGCUGGUCCCGCCUCAAGGUGGACAUCUGUGAUGUCCCAGACGCACUGGGCGAGGGAAGCCCCGCCCUGAAGCAGCACUGCUUCGAGGACAUCAACGAGUGCAUCGAGGCUUCCACAGAAAAAAGGAAACGAGUGCUGGUCCACUGCCGUGACGGGUACUCCCUGGCUCCGACCUGUAUCAUCCAGUACCUCAUGGUGAAGCAGAAUAUGCGGCUGAUCUCGGCUUAUGAGCUGCUGAGGGCCAAGUACCCCGUUAACAUCAGGGAGUGUCACCAGAAUGUGCUGGUGAGCCUGGAGAGAGCUCUGCGGCCUGGAGGCAACGUGGACCCAGAGUGCUUCAAGCAGGCUAUCUCAAGGAAAGUGGCCUGGACCUGACCUGGCUCCUCCCCUUCCACUCCCCAUUCCCUGUAGUUUGGCCCUCUUUAUUUUUCUAAUCUAACCCGUGGCAUUCAAUGGAUAUUUUUCUAUGGACAAUUUUUGAAAGGCAGCUUUACUUUCUGUCAUAGUCAACUGGAUAUGGAGAUGUUGCCACUAACAGUGAGCUUCAAAAGUAUUGGGACAGUGACACAUUUUUUAAUGUUUUGGCUCUGUACUUCAGCCCUUUGGAUUUGAAAUGAUACGAUGACUGAGGUUAAAGUACAGACUGUCAGCUUUAAUUUGAGGGUAUUUUCAUCCAUAUCUGGUGAACCAUUGUAGAAGUGUUUAGAAACCAUAUUCUAUUCUUAUUUACAAUAAAAGUGACUCCAAAAUCACACUACACAUUAUUUACCAUUAAUUUCUAUUGAGCACAAAAUAAUUUGAAACACCACCAAAGCAAAUGCCUCUAACAAGUUUGUAGAGUCUCACAAGCUUGAUGUAAUCUUUGCGUGCUAGGAAUAUGGGACCAAAUACUACACUUUUGACCAGUUUAAUACAAAUAUAAGUGAAUUUGUCCCAAUACUUUUAGUACAGCACUUUUUGCACAUACCUUCUUAACGGUUCACCGGAUAUGGAUGAAAAUACCCUCAAAUUCUGUCUGCACUUUAACCUCAGUCAUCGUAUCAUUUCAAAUCCAAAGUGCUGAAGUACAGAGCCAAAACGACAACAAAUGUCAGUCCCAAUACUUUUGAAACUCAAUGUACUUGUGACGCAUCAAAAUGCUUGUGAAAAUGUAAAUGCAAGUUGAUGUAUUUGUCCUCUUCUGAGCCCGUGAAUUUGACUUUGAUGUUUCUCCAUAAGCGAUUAGAUGUUUUACUCUUUACAUCUGCUAGAUAUGGAAAAUGUUUCAUUCUAGACGGUGACUUCAGGCUGAAUAAGCCCUGUGCUACCUUGGUUUUAUUGUGGUUGUGUUUUUAUUUCAGGGGAAUUUGAAUGGGAGUUCUCAGGAGAACUAAUGAUGAUGUCAUUCCAAUAUAGCUGCAAACACUGCUGAUCUAAUCUGAAAGCUCUGUGUGAAUAAUGGAGGAUGUCACUGCUCUCUUGGAUCUACAUCGGCCAACCACAGGAGCAGAUCAUUACUGUACUUUAUCAGCGACAUGCAGGGUACUUUGCACAUGGAUGCCGAUUUGUUGUUGUUGUAAAUCCCUCCCUCACACCUCAAUUGGUCUGUGACCCUCCUGCCACAGACAGACAUAACAAUGUGGUAGCCUCCUCAAGACAUUUUCCAUUAUGGUUCAGAAGACCAGGUGGAAGACAAUGAUUUAUCAUAGAUCAUCCUCUAUGAGGAAAACUACCUUACAUGACGUUCCCUAUCACUUUAACUCACCGUUGGUAACAUUUGCUGUGCUACUUCUUGGAAACUGUGGCUUUGUAAUUUCAGCUGUUGUGUAUGCAAUGAAAAUGGAUGGUCAGUAUCUAUCUCUCUGGAAUGUCAGUAUUAGUAUAUUAUAAAUCAGACUGAAUGGUGAUUCAGUGUUGUACUGCGGGAAAUUCUAUUGCACUACCUAAAAAGGUUCUCCAGAAAUGCACAGUUUGAUGGGUAUUAGUAAGCUGACAUGAAUUUCAACACCAGUUAACUUUUUUAUUGUCAUUGUUCUGUGGUAUGGAAAUGUAUUUUUAAAAUUAUUGUUUUGAAGACUUUGUGCUCUAGUGUUCGAUUCAGUUAAUUUGGUCCCAAUACUUUUCCCUUAAAGGGACAGUUUGUUCAAAAGUAAUAUUUCAAUUAUUUGACUUAUCUUGGAAGUAGUCAUAGACCAGUAGUGACUACGUCUAGGAUUAGGGGUUCAUUAUUUUGCUUCAGCCACAACAGGCUAAAUGUUAACAUUCUCUACCUCAACACAAGGGUUGAAUGUUGCCCACCUUUAGAACUGUCUGAAUUGCAAAAUCAACUCAAAUUAACAUAACAUUGGAAAGCAAAACUUCAUCUCCAGGGAGUUGUGUAGAGGCUCAUAUGAUUUAGAAAAUAGUUACAUUUCUGUAAAAAAAAAAAAAAAAGAUGGCUUGCUACAGUAAUUUAUCAUAUUCAUAAAAUGCCACUGAUCCAAUGUUAUUGUAGUAUGAUUAUGAUCAUUAACCACUUUUAUCUGACAGAUUUAAUAUUAGAAAUGCUUAUUUUUGUCAGCAGUGGUUGUAGUACAUGUUUGUUGUUCUGUGACCAGUAUGGGUGGAAUGGAAGCUUCAGUACAUGAGUAUGGUGCCUUUGCUUGAAUUUGUCUUGUGCGACUGUACAGUGACACUUGCACACUUUGUAUGCAGUUGUUGGGCAUUGAUAAACAUUUUUCUACUUUAAAAUGUUGCCUAUUGAUGCUGUCAAUGUUUUUAAUUGGAAUACAUGACGUAAGGAUCUUAUGAAAGAAUACAGUUAUGUGAAUUGGUUAUUGCUGUAACAUGUUUUGGUGGUCAGUGAGUGCACAGUCUUAUGUACUAUGCGAAAUGUGGCUGUGACCAUUCAUCAAUGAUGUGAUCAGGGUUACAGAAUGACCCUAACUUUCCCAAAAUUCCAAGGUGUUCCAGAAAUCCUUUUUGGAGGAUUCAGGAUUUUCUGUGUAUUUCUACCUGAUUCCUGGAAUCUAUCAACUGGGAUUUCUGGAAAACCUGGGAAUUUUUAAACUCUAGAUGUGAUGAUUCAACAUUUUGUGCACUUCUGCACCCCAUACAAUUUAGGCCAUAGACGGAUGUUUUAACAUUUUCAUGGUGAAUAUACUAUAUUUAAAAAAUAAACGGUUAUAGAAGGUUUAUUUGACCCUUGUGAUGGUGUCUUUGGGUCGUCUCUCAACUUUGGUUUGGUUUUAAAACUUGUUCUCAGGUGAACUGUAUAAUGGCCCAGAAUGUUUUGACUGAACUGUAUAUGAAACCAGAAUGUGUGAAGCUACGCAUUUCCUGUCGAGUUUUUGGUAGGUGUACAUAUUAAAAAAAGACGUUACAUCAUUGCCAUA